AAAAGAUUUUUCCCGCGGAUGGAUUUCUAAAAGCAUCAACUAAGUAAUUCGGUUUGAAAUCAUGGUGAUAACAUCUCCGGGAAAUGAGCAGAUAAAAUUGGCUAAAUUAUGGAAUGUUAUCGACAAUUACAAGUACUCGUUUUGGUCGUGCUGGUAACCAAAGCAGCAGGAAUAAUAUGCUAUGAUGCCAAAGAAGCUUCUAUUUCUGAAAAAAUAUUAUGCAACGAUACUACACAUUUGGUAGACUGCGAAGAUGGUUAUUGCUUGAAUGCAACUGCCAAAAAAGGUUCUCGUGUCUUAUUUACAUGUUUGGAAAAAGAAAUUGAAAGAAGAAGUAAUUACUGCUUCUUAGAUGGCUACAGGUGUUGUAACCAAACUGACCUGUGCAAUGCAUAUGUGUGUAGUUACAGAAAUACAGCACAACUCUCAGAAAGAGCUCCAUCUAUCUCAGAACCUGACAGGUUAAGAUUAAUAUUGGGCCUAGUGUUUGGGACAUUGUGCUUGGUAAUUCUCGCAAUAUCCAUCGCAGUUUGCUUACGUAUGAGACAUUGUCACGAGCAGAGAAAUCAUGAAAAUUAUCCCCACAAUGGAUUUGUUUAUCAUACUUAUCAGCCAGAUGAGACCAUUGGUAAGACAGAAACAUCCCUGAAGGAGAUGAUAGUGUCGGGGAUGUAUUCGGGAUCUUCUGGGUCAGGUCUACCUUUGCUUGUACAGAGAACGAUAGCACGGCAGAUACAGCUUUAUGAGACAAUUGGCUUAGGUCGCUAUGGAAAAGUUCUACGGGGAAGGUGGCGGGGAGAAAAUGUUGCAGUAAAAAUAGUCCAAGC
Molecule: messenger RNA, 827 nt
Organism: Owenia fusiformis
Lineage: Eukaryota; Metazoa; Annelida; Polychaeta; Sabellida; Oweniidae
Source: the annotation of a GenBank genome assembly